CCAAAGCUGUAGCAGUUGUGUUUUAAGUCCUUUUGAAGAGAGCGAUAGAUAGCUAUUUUCUUGACCAGCCCGCACACCACCGCUCUUUCUCUCUCUCUAGAAACUCCCUCUCUCUCUCUCUCUCUCUCUCUCUCUCUCUAAAACUAUAAUAAAAUUUUCUGACCAAUUUUUUAAUCGAAUCCUAAUCUUCUCUUUCUUUCGUCAACUGAAGAAACUGAAAUAAGUAGUAGAAGUAGAGAGAGAAAGAGAGAGUAGUUGUAGAGAGAGAGAGAGGAGAGAGAUGGGGUUUGAAUAUGCCAGAAGUGAAAGAAGAAAAGAUGAUUGAAGAAGAAUCCAAUUAAGGUAAGAGCUUUAUAUAGCUCUACAGUAAUGAAAUGCAUGUAUGUAUAUAUCAAGAAACCCCUAUUUGUUUUUUAAUUCAGAAUCAGUGAGAAUAUGAAGGAGAUUCAAAGAUUAGUGAGACAUUGUUGUUGUUGUUGUUAGUGGUAGUGUAUAACCAUGGUGGAUCGGCGAAGUGUUCUUGUUGUUCUAGGUUUUCUUUUCGUUCUGUUUCACUCUACAUUUCAACAACUGGUUGUUCCGUUGAGUUCGCGAACUGAGAGGUUCGCUUUGAUUCAACUCAGAUCGUCGCUAGGGUUGAGAAGCAAAGAAUGGCCGAAAAAAUCUGAUCCUUGUUCGAACUGGGUUGGUGUUCAAUGUCGGAAUGGUAGAGUAAUUGGGAUCAAUAUUUCAGGGUUUAAGAGAACUAGAAUUGGUUCUCAAAACCCCCAAUUCGCUGUUGAUUAUUUGUCGAAUUUCACUCUCUUGAUGUCUUUUAAUGCUUCUAGGUUCUUGCUUCCUUCUCCAAUUCCUGACUGGUUUGGUCUCCGACUCGGUUCUCUCCAAGUUCUUGAUCUUCGGUCUUGUUCUAUUAUUGGUGCUAUUCCAUCUAGUCUCGGAAAUUUGACUAAUCUUACUGCUUUGUAUUUAUCUAAUAAUGGUCUUACUGGGUUAAUUCCACCUAGUUUGGGUCAGUUGUCAAGUCUUUCAGUUAUUGAUCUCUCGCAGAAUUUGCUUUCUGGAUCUAUUCCUUCAUCAUUUGCCUCUCUUGGGAAUCUUACUUUACUGGACAUGUCUUCGAAUUUCGUGUCCGGGACAAUUCCUCCGGUCAUUGGGACUCUCUCCAAGCUCCAAUUCUUGAACUUGUCUAAUAAUGGUCUUUCUUCUUCGAUACCCGCUGAACUCGGUGACCUUUCUAGUUUGGUUGACCUUGAUCUCAGCUUCAAUUCUUUUUCUGGGUCAGUUCCCGUGGAUUUGAGAGGGUUAAGGAAUUUGCAGAAGAUGGUUAUCAGGAACAAUUUACUUGCUGGUUCAUUGCCAGGUAUCUUGUUUCCUGCCUUGACUCGGUUGCAGUUUCUAAUGCUGAAUCACAAUAAUUUCACUGGAAAUCUUCCUGACAUAUUGUGGUCACUGCCUGAAUUGCGUAUUCUUGAUGCCUCGGACAAUAACUUCACUGGUGCUCUACCCAAUAUAAGUGCUAAUGCUAGUGUCACUCCUGCAGUAUUGGACCUUUCUCAGAAUAUGUUUUAUGGACUUCUCACAUCGGUACUCAGGAGGUUCAAUAUUACCAAUCUGUCUAGCAAUUAUUUUGAGGGUAGGGUUCCAGAUUAUGCUCGUGGUAAUGCGUCCCUCGAUGGGAAUUGCCUCCAAAACUCGUCAAAUCAGAGGAGUGCUGCAGAAUGUGCAUCAUUUUAUGCUCAGAGGGGACUGACAUUUGAUAAUUUUGGACUACCGAAUGCCACUCAGCCCUCUCCAGCUAAGCCAGCACAGAAGAGCCACAAACACUGGAUCAUAUUGGGAGGAGUCUUGGGCGGUCUAGGGUUUAUUGCACUUUUGGUAAUUGUGGUGGUACUGCUGAUUGUAUGUACCCGCAAGAGAGACGUAACAAAUCAAAGGGCGAUUGGUGUGGGGCCUGUUCCUGCAGCCGGAACUCCACCACCUCCGGGAUUGUCUUUAAACUUUUCGAGUCUUGGGGAAAUGUUUACAUAUCAGCAGAUUCUCCAGGCAACAGAUAACUUCAAUGAUGUUAACCUAAUAAAAAAUGGCCAUUCAGGCGAUCUCUUCCGUGGAAUUCUCGAAGGUGGGAUUCCUGUAGUCAUCAAAAAAAUUGAUUUGCGCUCAGUCAAGAAGGAAGCAUACAUGUUGGAGUUAGACUUUUUCAGUAAGAUUUCUCAUACCCGAUUGGUUCCCCUUCUGGGACAUUGCCUAGAGAACGAGAAUGAGAACCAGAAGUUUCUGGUUUACAAAUAUAUGCCAAAUGGGGACUUGUCAAAUUCUUUGUACAGGAAAACGAAUUCAGACGAUGACUCUUUGCAGUCACUGGAUUGGAUAACGAGAUUGAAAAUUGCAAUAGGAGCUGCUGAGGGACUGUCUUAUCUACAUCAUGAAUGUAAUCCUCCCCUCGUGCACAGAGAUGUUCAAGCCAGCAGUAUACUUCUUGAUGAUAAAUUUGAAGUACGGCUAGGAAGCCUGAGUGAGGCCUGUGCUCAAGAAGGGGAUACCCAUCAAAGCAUGAUUACCAGGCUGCUGCGGUUGCCUACAACAUCUGAACAAGGCACUUCUGGUUUACCAACAGCUACAUGUGCCUAUGAUGUUUACUGCUUUGGAAAGGUGUUGCUGGAGCUGGUAACUGGUAAGCUCGGCCUCAGUGCCUCAAGUGACUCCAACAUGAAGGAGUGGUUGGAAGCAACAUUGCCUUGUAUAAGUAUAUACGACAAGGAACUCGUGACAAAUAUCCUAGACCCAUCUCUAAUCAUUGACGAAGAUUUAUUAGAAGAAGUAUGGGCUAUGGCUAUAGUUGCGCGAUCUUGCCUCAAUCCCAAGCCUUCAAGGCGACCACUCAUGAGAUACAUCCUAAAAGCUUUGGAAAACCCAUUGAAGGUAGUGAGGGAAGAACACACUAGCUCUGCCCGGUUGAGAACGACUUCCUCUAGAGGGUCUUGGAAUGCCGCUCUUUUCGGAAGCUGGCGUCACAGCUCAUCAGAUGUAGUGGCCAUGUCAGCGCUUCCCGCUAGCAAACAUGAAGGUGCAAGUAGUUUCAAACAGUCGGGAACUUCAGCGUCUCAGGGAAGUGGUCAGAAUGGCGGGGGCGAUCAAUCAUCAUCGACUAGACGACAGUCAAAGGACAUAUUUCCGGAACCAUCUGAAGAGCAAGAUGUAGAGAAACCAAAUGAGGACUAGGAGGGAGAUUAAUUGUUCUUGAUUCUUUGUUAAUAAUACAGUGGGGCUCCCCAUUUGCGUGCCUUGCUUUGUUGGUUCCCCGGUACACUCUCUCCUCCAAAUUAGGGAAUGUGGCGUUGCAAAUCCAUUUUUGUUCUUACCCUCGUGAAUGUCCAAAAAUUGCAUAGCCUCCUGAAGAGAAACUGAUAUUUUAAGUUUGAGGUACUUAUUUUGCUUCCCUGAACAGCCAAGUCAAAUUGUUUGUGUUUUGAGACUUUUUUUUUUUUAUUAAUUUUUUGUUCUUUUGUUUUUUUGUGGAGAGAGAGGAAGAGUUAGAGGAGGAAAACGGUCAGAGGGGAGAGGGUACAAUUGGUGGGUUUUGUUCUAAAUUGGUUUUUGAGAGCUUGUUUGUGGGUUGAAACAAGCUACAAUUUUUAUCUGUAAUUGAUCUUUGUGACUUCGGUCUUCUUCUCAUGGAAUGUAAAUUGUAAUCAUUCAGCCUUUUCUCAUUUUUGAAUUGGAUUUUCAUUUGGUCGA
This is a messenger RNA of Camellia sinensis, 3735 nucleotides long. RefSeq names its product putative LRR receptor-like serine/threonine-protein kinase At2g16250. Gene Ontology annotation, biological process: protein phosphorylation. Lineage: Eukaryota; Viridiplantae; Streptophyta; Magnoliopsida; Ericales; Theaceae. Gene Ontology annotation, molecular function: protein kinase activity; ATP binding. The record is from RefSeq and is a predicted model, not a curated record.